AUGCCCCCCCCUCCAGCCGUGUCUCCUCCCCCGGGCCGGUCCCAGGCGCCUGCGCUGCGCUCCCGUAGCGUGGCCGGUCCCGGGGCUGUGCCCCCGCCCGCUUCCAUGCGCCGGCUGCCGCCCGGCCCCAGCACGGUGAUGGGCGGCCGGACCCCGGGGAGCCCCGGCGGGGCCCGGGCUGCUCGGCGGCGGCUGCGGCGGCGCAGCGGGACCCCCCGGCUGCUGCCCGACGUGCGGAGCAUCUUCGUGGCACCGCGGGAGCCGGCGGAGCGCGGCCGCGGACACCGCUUCGGCCCUCGGCCCCCUCGCCGCGGAUGGUGCGACCUGUGCGGGGAGGCGGUGCGGGAGCGAGCCCUGCGCUGCGAAUACUGCAGGUACACCUGCCACCAGGAAUGCCUCAGCCUCAUCCAGCUGGAUUGCCGCCGGCCCAGCCAGUGCCAGAGCCAGCUCUCCCCCGAGGGCACCCUCCUGCCGCCCUGCAGCCAGGUAAUGGAUAAUCAGGGAAAAAGCAUCCUCAAGUUUCAUAGAACCCCAGCCUGGUACUGGAAGCUGCUCUAA
Messenger RNA from Melopsittacus undulatus (budgerigar), 558 nucleotides. It is a transcript of the gene RASSF5, whose product is annotated as Ras association domain family member 5. Lineage: Eukaryota; Metazoa; Chordata; Aves; Psittaciformes; Psittaculidae. The record is from RefSeq and is a predicted model, not a curated record. Bases 1 to 558 code for a protein of 185 amino acids. The transcript has 4 exons.